Molecule: messenger RNA, 282 nt
Organism: Knipowitschia caucasica
Lineage: Eukaryota; Metazoa; Chordata; Actinopteri; Gobiiformes; Gobiidae
Source: the annotation of a GenBank genome assembly
AUGUUAAAGCAGGAGCAGCAGGAGCAGCAGGAGGAGCAGCAGGAUCAUCAGGAGGAGCAUCAGGAGGAGCAGCAGGAGCAUCAGGAGGAGCAGCAGGAGCAUCAGGAGGAGCAUCAGGAGGAGCAGCAGGAGCAUCAGGAGGAGCAGCAGGAGCAUCAGGAGGAGCAUCAGGAGGAGCAGCAGGAGCAUCAGGAGGAGCAGCAGGAGCAGCAGGAGGAGCAGCAGGAGCAUCAGGAGGAGCAGCAGGAGGAGCAGCAGGAGGAGCAUCAGGAGAAGACCUGA